Molecule: messenger RNA, 1571 nt
Organism: Thecamonas trahens ATCC 50062
Lineage: Eukaryota; Apusomonadida; Apusomonadidae
Product: nucleolar protein Nop56
Exons: 2
Coding region: 1-1509 (502 amino acids)
Cellular component (GO): box C/D methylation guide snoRNP complex; small-subunit processome
Molecular function (GO): snoRNA binding
Source: RefSeq, a predicted model, not a curated record
AUGACGACGCUGUUCCUGCUGUACGAGUCUGCGGCUGGGUACGCGCUCUUUGAGCGGCUGGAGUCCGAGGUUGUGGCGACGGAGGAUGCCGAGUGGCAGAAGUCAAUGCAGGACCUGGGCAAGUUUGGUAAGAUUGUUAAGAUGAAGGGCUUUGCGCCGUUCCUCUCGGCCGAGGCGUCGCUGGCGAACAUCAACGACGUGUCGGAGGGCCUGCUCAACGAGUUUCUGCAGGACUUUCUGGUGACGUACAUGCCCAAGGCGAAGGGCAAGGUCGAGCUUGGUGUGGCGGAUCCCGCGCUCGGCUCGGCCAUCCAGUCGGCGACCUCGAUCUCGUGCGUGUCGAACAAGAUGGUGCGCGAGCUGCUCCGCGGCGUGCGGCUCCACUUUGAUGCCUUUAUCUCUGAGCUCGAGGACGGCGACCUGGAGAAGGCGCAGCUUGGUCUCGGGCAUGCGUUCUCGCGGGCUAAGGUCAAGUUCAACGUCAACCGUGUGGACAACAUGAUUAUCCAGUCGAUUGCCAUGCUCGACGUGCUCGACAAGGACCUCAACACCUUUGCCAUGCGCGUCAAGGAGUGGUACUCGUGGCACUUCCCGGAGCUGGUCAAGAUCGAGUCGGACAACGUCAAGUUCACCCGGCUUGUACUCCUCAUCGGCGACAAGGUGACCGUGUCCGAGGAGACGCUUGACGGCAUCGAGCAGAUUGUGGGCGAUGCGACGACGGCGCAGUCGAUCCUUGUUGCGGCGCGGACGUCGAUGGGCCAGGACAUUGCCGAGAUCGACCUGACCAACGUCACGCACUUUGCCGAGCGCGUCAUUGCGCUUGCCGACUACCGGACCGGCCUCCACGCGUACCUGCAGGAGAAGAUGAACACGUGUGCGCCGAACCUCGCCGCCCUCAUCGGCGAGUACGUCGGUGCCCGCCUCAUUGCGCACGCUGGCUCGCUGACCAACCUCGCCAAGUACCCGGCGUCGACCGUCCAGAUCCUCGGUGCCGAGAAGGCCCUGUUCCGGGCGCUCAAGACGCGCGGCAACACGCCCAAGUACGGCCUGCUCUACCACUCGUCCUUUAUCGGCCGCGCGGCGACCAAGAACAAGGGCCGCAUCUCGCGCGUCCUCGCCAACAAGUGCUCCAUCGCCUCGCGCCUCGACGCCUUCUCGGACGUCCCCACCGCCAAGUUUGGUGAGAUGCUGCGCGACCAGGUCGAGGAGCGCCUUGCCUUUUACUCCACCGGCAAGGCCCCGCGCCGCAACAAGGACGUCAUGAAGGAGGUCAUCGCCGAGCUCUCAGCCGAGGGCCUCUACGAUUCGCUCAACGCCGAGGCCGGCGCCUCGGCUGACAAGCCCUCCCGCAAGCGCGCCCGCGACGACGACUCGGACGACUCGGACGACGACGAGCCGGCCAAGAAGAAGAAGAAGAAGUCCAAGUCCAAGGACAAGUCCAAGUCCAAGGACAAGGCCAAGUCCAAGUCCAAGGACAAGAAGAAGUCCAAGAAGAAGUCCAAGAAGUAAGCUGCCUACCAGGCCGCCUGCAGACAAUCUCCCCCCCCCCAUCUAAACCACUCUAACAUCCA